GUAAACCACGCCCCACCACGCCCCGUUAGGCCCCGCCCCUCGCCCCCUUCCCCCGGUGCCGCUCCGGUGCCGCGUCCCGAACGAUGGCGGCGAACCGGGCGGGGCCGGGGGGGCUCGAACCGGGCCGGGGGUCCCCGGGGCGGCUCUCCCCGGGCCGGGGGUCCCCCCGGCGCAGCCCCGGAGUGCAGCGGCGCUCGGCGCGGGUCACGGUCAAGUACAACCGGCGGGAGCUGCAGCGGCGGCUGGACACCGAGCAGUGGAUCGACGGCAGGCUCGGGGAGCUCUACCGGGGACGGGAGGGGCAGAUGCCGGAGGAGCUGAACCUCGAUGAGCUCCUGGAGCUGGAGACGGACGAGGAGAGAACCCAAAAAAUCCAGGCCAUUCUGAGCUCCUGCACCGCUGAUACCCAGGAGUUCAUUGAGCAGCUGCUGGAGCAGCUCCGGGGGCUCCCGAAGCAGCGGCUGCUGCAGAGACCCCCCCCCAAAAAUGAGGAACCCCCGUGACCCCCAAAAUGGGGAGGGGGUCCCAAAAGUGGGGUGGG
Taeniopygia guttata (zebra finch) is the source of this 541-nucleotide messenger RNA. Lineage: Eukaryota; Metazoa; Chordata; Aves; Passeriformes; Estrildidae. The record is from RefSeq and is a predicted model, not a curated record.